Messenger RNA from Paramacrobiotus metropolitanus, 842 nucleotides. RefSeq names its product splicing factor 3B subunit 5-like. Gene Ontology annotation, cellular component: U2 snRNP; precatalytic spliceosome. The transcript is spliced from 2 exons. NCBI's taxonomy places the organism in Eukaryota, Metazoa, Tardigrada, Eutardigrada, Parachela, Macrobiotidae. Gene Ontology annotation, biological process: mRNA splicing, via spliceosome. The coding region runs from base 200 to 460 and encodes 86 amino acids. The record is from RefSeq and is a predicted model, not a curated record.
UUUUCAUUUUUGGCCUUUUCAUUUAGCCAGUAGUGCAUUCUUUCAACUUCUGAAAUUUCGUAAGUCUGAAAACUGUUCUGAACUUCUGAUACAUUUAUGAUCUUGGUGGGCCGAAGAUCUUAACUGAAUCAUAAUCGAAGACCAAUUGAAUAUUUGUUUUGUUUUCCGGACGUUCUGAUCGAUAACAGAACAGCCAAUAAUGGGUGAUCGCUACAACAUUCAUAGUCAACUCGAGCACCUUCAGUCGAAAUACAUCGGAACGGGCCACGCGGACACCAGUAAAUGGGAAUGGCUGCAGAAUCAGCACCGCGAUACCCUGGCCUCCAUAUUGGGCCACUUUGACAUGCUGAAUCACGUGGCCAUCGCUGAGAACGAGAACAGGGCUCGUCUGCGCUUCAACCUCAUCGAGAAGAUGCUGCAGCCCACCGGUCCGCCACCGCAGAAGAAGGAGGAAGCCUGAUUCCAUCUGCGGCCUGAGGUUACCGUAUGCUGUUGAUGCUCCGAAGCGCACUCGAUCUCGAAGGGUUCUGAUGAGUUUGGCUUUGUUGUCUCAUUUGUGACUUGUCUACAGUGAAUAGCUUUCUCAGACCUGGUUUACCAUGAAAAAUGAAGCAGUACGGACGAACUGGAUUGCAAAUUUCAGUUGAACUGCUUUUUAGAUGAAAUCUAAACAGACCAGUUUUGUCCUUGAAGUUCAGUAAAAACAAAAAAAAUUGAUUGUUGCAUUUCGAAUUUCGUCGGCAUAAGCUUCUAAUGCGAAUGCUGUUGGACGCUUGCCUUUAAUGGGGGCAUGUAUAGUUUGUUGUAAAUGAGUCCAAGUCACGUAAAUGGUAUGUACUCUU